Molecule: messenger RNA, 1143 nt
Organism: Striga asiatica
Lineage: Eukaryota; Viridiplantae; Streptophyta; Magnoliopsida; Lamiales; Orobanchaceae
Source: the annotation of a GenBank genome assembly
AUGGAGCUGAACUCUAUCAAAGACGCCUUCGACCGCGUGAACAAGAAACAGAAGCUCUCGUCCUCUAAAUCUCAGGAAAUGAUCGAGCAAGUCGAGGCAGAAAUCGAACGUGCCCUACUAAAAAUCCAAUCAGCGAACGACCACAAUCCCAUCCUCACCGACCUAAAAUCCAAACUAACAGACAUGUCCCCUCUAAAGCAGCUCGAAGCCACCCAAAAAGAACUCAACAUCGCCCUCAACAAGUACCCAAAACUCCUCGAAAAAUCAUUCAUUCCCGACAUCUCGAAAGCGUAUCGCAACAUCGAUUUCGACACCAACAUCGUCAAUCAGAUAAUCGCGACCCACUUUUACCGUGAAGGUAAAUUCGACCUCGGCGACUGUUUCGUUCACGAAUCCCGCGUGCCAGAGGACUCGGCCCUCAAAUCCCCAUUUCUCGAAAUGUUCGGAAUAUUAGAAGCCAUGAAAUCCAGAAACCUCCAGCCAGCUCUGAAUUGGGCCUCGGCGCACCAAGAGCAGCUGAAGAAAAACGGGUCCGACAUAGAACUGAAGCUCCACCGACUCCAAUUUAUCGAGACCCUGCAAAAAAAAGGCAGGGACGAAGCCCUUAAUUACGCACGGGCUUUCUUGGCCCGAUUUGCCACUACCCACAUGUCAGAAAUCCAAAAGCUCAUGGCUUGCCUAUUGUGGGCCGGGAGGCUCGACCAAUCUCCAUACCCGGAGCUAUUAUCCUCCGUGCAGUGGGACAAGGUUAAGGAUGAGCUGGCACGAGAGUUUUGUAAUUUGAUUGGUCAAUCUUACGAAAGCCCGCUUGGCGUGACUGUAGCUGCAGGGGUUCAGGGCCUGCCGACUCUUCUGAAGCUGAUGAAUGUGAUGACUGGGAAAAAGCAAGAAUGGCAGACGAUGAAGCAGUUGCCUGUGCCUGUGGAUUUGGGUCGGGAGUUUCAGUUUCAUUCGGUGUUUGUUUGUCCGGUGAGUAGGGAUCAGGCGAGUGAGGAUAAUCCUCCCAUGCUUUUGUCUUGUGGGCAUGUGUUGUGUAAGCAGUCUAUCACGAAGCUGUCGAAGAACAAUAGCACGAGGCCGUUUAAGUGCCCUUACUGUCCUACUGAAGUCGAGGCUGGCCAGUGCAGGCAGUUGUAUUUCUGA